AUGACGGCUCUUUGUCUUCGCGACAUCUUUGCUUUGUUGAUCUUGUUCGCUCUUCACGCCAGGUCUGCGAGCCUGAAUAUCUCGGGAGAGGCCGUCACAACAAGGUUCUGGGACUGCUGCAAACCUUCGUGCGGCUGGAAAGAGAAAGCCCCAUUCGACCGACCUGUGCUAUCAUGCAGCAUCGAUGACAAGCCUACCGACAUCGAGGCUGGUACCGGAUGCAAUGGUGGCUCUGCAUAUCUCUGUUCUAACCAACAGCCAUGGGCCAUCAACGACACUUUCUCCUAUGGUUUCGCAGGCGUCUUCAUCAUGCCAGGCCUCACUGGUGGCAAGAUUGAAGACGCAUGGUGCUGCGCAUGCUACCGGAUGGACUUCACCAGCGAUCCGCUCAGAGGAAAGACCAUGAUCGUCCAGGCCUCAAACACUGCCUAUGAUAUCAAUACCGCCAACCGGUUUUCCUUGGCAGUGCCUGGUGGCAACACAACCUCACAUGACGCCUGCGCCCGCCAGUACGGUGUGGAUCAAACCGUCUUCGGUACCGACAACACUGGUGUCAGUUCCAAGGAUGACUGCAAGAAGCUACCGGAAGCUCUACAGAAAGGUUGCCAAUGGCGCUUCGAUUGGUACGAGGACGCAGGCUUCCCCACGUAA
Molecule: messenger RNA, 651 nt
Organism: Didymosphaeria variabile
Lineage: Eukaryota; Fungi; Ascomycota; Dothideomycetes; Pleosporales; Didymosphaeriaceae
Exons: 2
Coding region: 1-651 (216 amino acids)
Biological process (GO): carbohydrate metabolic process
Molecular function (GO): cellulase activity
Source: RefSeq, a predicted model, not a curated record